CAUCAUGCCUGCUGAGGAUAAAACACCACAAAAGGCUCGCCAGAGGAAAAAGAACAGGAAGUCCAUCUCCAAGCGGAAGAGCCCUGGUGGGAGCCCCAGUGCCCACCAGGGAGGUACCUUUGAUGGACAGGAUGAACAUAUUUUACCUUCAGUCCUCCAGCCUGUUCCUAAGAAACAGGCAGAGGAGAAGCCGGAAGUCUCAGUGGCAGAGGUGGAGGAGGAGUCGUCCAUAGCUAUCUGUCUUCAGGUGCUUUUUCCAUACUUGCUGGCUGGGAUGGGCAUGGUGAUGGCCGGCAUGGUGCUGGACAGUAUACAGCACUGGGAGGUGUUUAAGGUGAUCACCGAGGUGUUCAUCCUGGUGCCUGCGCUGGUUGGACUCAAAGGAAACCUGGAGAUGACCCUGGCUGCUCGGCUCUCCACUGCUGCCAACACAGGCCAAAUGGACGACCCUGACAAACAGUGGACGAUGGUGUGCAGCAAUCUGGCACUUAUACAGAUUCAGGCCACAGUGGUGGGCUUCCUCGCUGCCAUGGCCGCCGUGUGUUUAGGAGCAGUUUCUAGAGGAGGAGUUGAACUGGACCAGGCAGCAGUCCUGUGUGCCAGCAGCAUCACCACUGCGUUUGUAGCUGCUCUCUCUUUAGGCCUGGUGAUGAUUGGAGUGAUCAUCGGCUCCAGGAAGGUGGGGAUCAACCCUGACAACGUGGCCACUCCGAUCGCUGCCAGUCUGGGUGACCUGAUCACCCUGUCCCUGCUGGCUGGGGUCAGCAGCACUCUCUAUGAGCACAUAGAUAUUUGGUACCUGUCCCCCCUGGUGUGCCUGUUUUUCCUGGUUCUGAUCCCUCUCUGGGUGGUGGUUGCCCGACAGAGCCCUCAAAUCAGCGAGGUCCUUCGCUCAGGAUGGCAGCCAGUUAUAGUGGCCAUGUCCAUUAGCAGUUUUGGAGGGCUUAUACUGGACAAGACAGUGAGUGAUCCCAACUUUGAGGGCAUGGCUGUCUUUACCCCUGUCAUCAAUGGAGUCGGAGGUAACCUGGUGGCCAUCCAGGCCAGUAGGAUUUCAACAUACCUGCACUUAUGGAGCAUCCCAGGGGUGCUGCCCGACAAGAUGAGGCAGCACUGGCCCAAUCCUUGCAUCACCUUCUUCUCCUCAGGGGUGAACUCCAAAUCAGCCCGUGUGCUGCUGAUGCUGGUUGUCCCUGGUCAUCUGGUUUUCCUCUACGCCAUCUCCCUGCUGCAAGGAGAUGAGGCACCUAUCACCGUAGCCUUCACCCUCUGCUACCUUUGUGCUGCUCUGCUGCAGGUGACGAUCCUCCUCUGUGUUGCUGACCUCAUAGUCCGUCUGAUGUGGAGGAGGAGUCUGGACCCUGACAACUUCUCCAUCCCCUAUCUGACCGCCCUGGGGGACCUGCUGGGCACUGGCUUCCUAGCCCUCUGUUUCCGCUGUGUCUCUCUAAUUCAGAGCCUGGCUCUAUGAAUUUUUCCCUUUUACCCAUGAACUCUUUAGCCUGCUGCUGUUUUGUUGUUACAUUUACCCAGAUAUGCUUUUGACUGGAUAAAAAAAAAAAAAAAAAAGCAUUUUCUGAUCUUUAUCACUGGGCCAGUUCAUGUCAGAUAAUUUGUCACAAAUUCUUUCCACUAAUGGAGAGAGCACAUGUGGCACCCACCAUGCAUGUAUGAACACGCCUAGUUCUUUAGAGUGCAGAAGUGUCUAAACACUUUAGUUCUGUCCUUCAACACCUUUAUUACUCUAUAGUGGACUUUAUUUUAAAACCAUUCCUCUUUGUGUAUAAAUGGGCCAUAUAUUUUCAGUUUGUUAGGAUUUAAUGUUUUCCCUGACUAGUGAGAUAAAAUCAAAAUCCACUAGAAGCUAUUGUUAAAGGAAAUUUUGGGAAACACACUUAUUUGGUUUCUGACUAAGACUGACAACCCUCAUGUCUGUAUGCUACAUAUGAAGCUACAGCCAAGCUAAUGUAGCUUAGUGCAAAGACCGGAAACAUGGAAACUUGCUAACUUGGCUCUGUUCAAAGCUAAUCAGAAAUAUGAAAACAAUUUCCUGUUUCUUUGGAAUUAUGUGCCAAAGUAUGUUUUGAUCAGAAACUUGUUUUUCAAUUCAGCUUCAUCAAGAUAAUUUAAUAACAUUUUAAUGUGUUAAAUGUUUGAGAUGCUUGUAGGUGGAUUUUGCCCAGAUUUUCUUAAUUCCUGUUUCUAGUUUCUGUGCUAAGCUAAGUUAGCCAGCUGCUGGCUGAACCUAAUCUCUCAUUAAAUAAUGGCAAGAAAACAAAUAAGCAUAUUUGAGACAAUGUUCAACUUUUUCUUUAGGGGUUGGAAUAGGGCCUGUGCAUUGUACAAAUCACUAGUCAAAGCUACAAUCAUAAUCCUGUGCACAACUCCCUGAAACCAGCUGAGCUUUCUGACGCAAAUCUUCCACUACAGAAAAGUAAAUUUCAUAGCACCAAAUACCAAGUCACCAAAAUACAAAGCAGGCAGAGGUGAAAGGGUGACACAUUUGUGCCCACUGAUUAUUCAACAGUUCUUACUUAAAACCCUCAUAACCCACCUCAAAAACUGUCUGCAGAGCAUCUAGUAUUCGCAGAUGGUGAUUUGCUUGUUGUUGCAUAUCCACAAAGCACAUAUGGUCUUAAUAAACUAUCAUGUGCACAUAAUAUGUUAUAAUUAGAAGCGGUGAGAUUGUUUUUCAGGUUCUGCAUCAAAAUAAAAACACUUCUGACAAUCAAGCACCCUGAAGCCUGAGAAAUCCACAACUCUUCUAUUCAUUUUCAGUUUGCCAAAUCCAGAAUCAGUUAACUAAUUUCCAUUCAACCAGUGAUUUAUUUAUAUCAGAUAAAUACUAUUUAAAAAUGCCAUAAUGAGCUUCUCAGAAUGUUGAACCUAAAACUUUUCUACAUUCAACAAGAGCACAAAAUUAUGUAAAAAUAAUUUAAUAGAUUAAAUUGGAAACGCAUUCCACAGUUUUAAUAUUGUGGACCAAGGAUUUUCUCUUUCUGGCAAAUGCAAAACUACUUAAACGUAACCUUUUUUUUUUUUUUAGGGCUACAUGUGCAAAACCAUUGAACAAUUAAAAACCCUGCACCAUUAACAAGGGUAUUGUCAAUGUGCAUGAUUUAAAAAAACAAAAAAAGUAUCCCAUACAACCACAUAAAGUAACACAUGCUUCAACUAAGUCCAGAUCUCCACGUUAAUGAUCGAAAUACAGACAGGACAGAGACUGAUAAAUGUGUGUUUGGGUUGACAUCAGCCUGAUGCCUGCAGACAACUGCUAGCUAGCGUUAGCUCUCCAACAGGUGGUUCACUCCACUUCAGCAGCCUCACAUCUAAUAGCCAGAGAUGAUCUCUUCAACAAAACAAACCAAGAGCUCAGAUCAGCAUGCAGAGUGAUUUUUUUCAGUCUGUCCUUAUAAAUACAAUCUCUAAAUCCACUAGGAGAUCACAACAGUCUGGUAAACUUAAAAUGUUACGUGCAGUUUGUAACAACUCGUUUUCCACUAAGAAAUUUUUCACACCAUGCAGACAAAACUGAACUACUUACAAGUAACUAAUGUGUGCAUGUAACAUUUAGUGCAGUUGUGUUUACUGAGAAAAGGCACAAAUACAAAUAUUGAUCACAGGAUUUCAAAAAUUGAUAGUGGGUCAAAGUAUCUAGCCCUAAUAGAAAUCACAAUAUGAAAACAUGUUUAGCAAGAUUUUUUUUCUAUUAUUGUGAAUUUUGUGCUGCCAUUAAAUGUACACAUAAUACACAUGCACAAGUAUUUCUUUUCAACUAUUUACACGUUUACAUUAUCUAUAUGACUGAGGAGGAUCUUGGAUAUUUCCGCACUACUUGAUACAAACAGCCCCUUUAACCGAGGGUUCACAGAGCCUUACUAUUCAUUACCAUUAAAAACCAUAAAACCUCAUCAUUACAGCAUAUACUGUACCUUCACACAUUACUGGUGAAUUUGUGUACAGACAUGCAGUGAAAUGCACAGAUUUGACAAGUGGAUGUUUUAUGUUCAGCGCAGCCUGUAACUGAAUUCAGAAAUCAACUUUAACUCCAGUCUGCUUCUGUCUCUCCUCCGUCUGUACUAGGCAAGCCUGUGAUGCACCCACAUUUUUCUGCUCAAGAAAACAUUUUUUGCAUACAUUUAGGGCGUUCUGGCUGAAUUUGCAUAGAAUUGUGCUUUUCCACUGAUUGCAUAUGCAUUCAUGCCAUGUCUAAAAUCCGCAUUCUGUCUAGACACACGGUAUGAUCCAUUUAACAUUUAAAAGUCACGUUUAAGCACUUUCACAUCCCAAUUACAUAUUAUUUCUGUUCACAUAAAUACAAAAAAAAACAAACACUUGGUAUGGGUAAAAAAAAAAAACUGCAAAAGCACAGUAUUUACUUAUAAACAGUGUGAAGGACUACCUAUUUCUGUGUAUUUGAGGUUCAUCCCGCAGAUUUACAACAUAUCGCAACAUACCAACGUCCAACUACAAUCAUUAAAUAACAUGGAACAUCUACUGUUUGCUGUUACUACUUGUACCAUUUUUUUGGAAACACUUAAAUCUGAAGCUUUUGUUUGGCAUUUCUGCAAAUCUGUCUUGUCCAUGACUAAAUAUUUAUGUGAGGUAUUUAAUUGUUAACAGUGCUUUGCUAAAAGCUUUUCUUGUGACACUGUUACACAGUACUUUCUACACUAGAAGGUAAUGAAAUAUAGAUAUGUCCUGUUUGAAUCAGUUUAUUUCACUUAAGCUUAUUAGGGCGAGAUUGUUAACUGUGAUACUGUGAGACUCCAAACACUGCUAAGGUUGUCUUAUAUGUGCGCCAGCACAUAAGGUUGUUUUAAUCAGCUGGGCUGGAUGAUAAGACCUAAAUCUCUAUCAUUAUUAAUUGGCACAUUUAUACGUACAGUCUCUGGCCACUUUAUUAGGUACAACUGUACGCAAGUCAGUGCAACAAUUCUGCCCUGGGUCAGCCGAGGCUCAAACCUGGAAGCUUCUUACUGUGAAGCGACAGUGCUAACCAGUGCGUCACAUGUUUAUCAGUGAGGUCAAAGUUAAAGGUGGUGGUGUACUGGACUACAUUAUAUUCAGAGGUGUUCCUCAU
This is a messenger RNA of Monopterus albus (swamp eel), 5083 nucleotides long. It is a transcript of the gene slc41a3, whose product is annotated as solute carrier family 41 member 3. Gene Ontology annotation, cellular component: plasma membrane. Gene Ontology annotation, molecular function: monoatomic cation transmembrane transporter activity. The coding region runs from base 5 to 1471 and encodes 488 amino acids. The record is from RefSeq and is a predicted model, not a curated record. NCBI's taxonomy places the organism in Eukaryota, Metazoa, Chordata, Actinopteri, Synbranchiformes, Synbranchidae. Gene Ontology annotation, biological process: monoatomic cation transport. The transcript has 10 exons.